Tachysurus fulvidraco (yellow catfish) is the source of this 2721-nucleotide messenger RNA. It is a transcript of the gene kat5b, whose product is annotated as K(lysine) acetyltransferase 5b. The transcript has 15 exons. NCBI's taxonomy places the organism in Eukaryota, Metazoa, Chordata, Actinopteri, Siluriformes, Bagridae. Gene Ontology annotation, biological process: regulation of DNA-templated transcription. Bases 65 to 1687 code for a protein of 540 amino acids. Gene Ontology annotation, molecular function: histone acetyltransferase activity. The record is from RefSeq and is a predicted model, not a curated record.
CAUUAGCUGCUUCUUGGCUUCAGACUGACUUCCCACAAUUCUUUGCGCGCGUAGGUUCACACUGAUGACCAAAAUGGCGGACUCAACGCCGGAACUUGUAGAAGGCUGUCGACUUCCCGUGCUCAGAAAAAAUCAAGAAAAUGAAGACGAAUGGCCAUUGGCAGAAAUCCUCAGCGUCAAAGAGGUCCCUGGGAAAAAGCUCUACUAUGUUCACUACAUUGACUUCAACAAGCGGUUGGAUGAGUGGGUCACCCCAGAAAGACUGGACAUGAAAAAGCUUCAGUUCCCUAAGAAGGAGGCAAAGACACCCACAAAGAACGGCCUAUCUGGCUCUCGGCCCAGCUCGCCAGAGCGAGACGUGAGGAAGAGUCUAGAUCUCACCGUUCAAACUGCUUCAGCACCUUCCAGAGGCAAAACCCUUCCCACACCGAAGAGGAAAGCAGAGUCGGUCUCCUUAGCAUCACAAGUUUCUGUCGCAACAUCAGUGCCUUCACUCCCGAGUUCAACAGAGGUCUCACAGGCGUCUGUGUUUCCCACAGUCCGGGAAACCUUCACUACCAAAUCCAGAGAUGAGCACGAGCACCUCACGUCCCUCACCACGCAGAAUGGCACAGCGCGUCGUAUCCUUCCGUCUCAGCCCGGAAGGAAAAGGAAAAACUGUGGCACCGAUGAGAUGAUAAAGGUAUUCCAGUUUAACAGCCCUCGCAGUGCCAGUGUCUUUCUGCCGCCAGGAGAGGACUCACAGGACAGUUCGGACGGUAUCCCCACUGCUCCUCGCAUGACCGGGAGUCUGGUCUCUGACCGCAGCCACGAUGAUAUAAUCACGCGCAUGAAGAACAUCGACUGCAUUGAGUUGGGCCGCCAUCGACUCAAGCCCUGGUACUUUUCACCGUACCCGCAGGAGCUAACCACGCUGCCCAUCCUCUACCUCUGCGAGUUCUGCCUCAAGUACCUCAAGAGCCUAAAGUGUCUGCAGAGGCAUUUGACAAAAUGCAAUCUCCGACAUCCUCCAGGAAAUGAAAUCUACCGCAAAGGGACGAUCUCGUUCUUUGAGAUCGACGGCAGGAAAAACAAGACAUAUUCACAGAACUUAUGUUUACUGGCAAAAUGCUUUCUGGACCACAAAACCCUGUACUACGACACAGACCCCUUCCUCUUCUAUGUAAUGACGGAGUAUGACUCCAAAGGCUUCCAUAUAGUUGGCUACUUUUCUAAGGAGAAAGAGUCAACCGAGGAUUAUAAUGUGGCCUGUAUUCUGACUUUACCACCGUAUCAGAGAAGAGGCUAUGGCAAACUGCUGAUCGAGUUCAGUUAUGAGCUUUCUAAGGUUGAAGGUAAGACGGGGACCCCGGAGAAGCCCCUGUCUGAUCUGGGCCUGCUAUCUUAUCGCUCUUAUUGGUCUCAGACUAUUCUCGAGAUCCUCAUGGACCUUAAAUCGGAUAAUGGAGAAAGACCACAAAUCACCAUCAAUGAAAUUAGCGAGAUAACCAGCGUAAAGAAAGAGGAUGUAAUAUCGACCCUACAGUACCUCAACCUCAUCAAUUACUACAAGGGGCAGUACAUUCUCACACUCUCGGAGGACAUCGUAGAAGGUCACGAACGCGCCAUGCAGAAACGACACCUCCGUAUCGACCCUAAAUGCCUACAUUUUACACCAAAAGACUGGAGCAAGAGGGGCAAGUGGUAAAGAUGUACUACAACGCGACCUCUGGGACUGAAGCUUGGAGAACAACAACGUUUAAUAGACUACAUUCCAAGCCUUGAGUCAUUUUUUGUCCUGAUCAUAGAUGACUAAAAAAAAAAUUUGUUACUGCCUUUUAGUGUAGUGAUCAUACUUAUGUGUCCAUCAGAUUUGUCCUCGUGUCCCCAUUUAUGAUUCUCAAAUCGGUGUUUGAGCAAAGAAAGUGGAUUCAUUUUUCUGAACUUCUUCAGAUUCAUCCACCUUCUCUUUCGAUCUGAAUCACUUGUCUUACCGAUCGGUCCUGUUAUUCAUCCUCGCUUCGGGUCUCGAUGAAUCACUUCACAGGAAAAAAAAAAACUCUUCGUCUCUCACGCUCUUGUCAAAUCAAGUGACUUUGUAACUCUAUCACAGACCAGCACAUCCACCUGUGGAUUCUACGCACAAGCAACGUCAAGCUAAAGCUACCCUGAUGUUUGUUCUUUGGUAUUUGUAUAUAAUAUACACCAUUCUCUCUCUCUCUUUUUUUUUUCUUUUCUUUUCUUUUUGUAAAGGAUGUUUUUAAACUUGGUAUCUUGCAUCUCUGUGGGGGAAUUUUUAAAAAACAAAAACUGCAUGGGGAUGUCCGUAAAAAAAAUAAGCCAUGUCGAACUGUUAGAAGAAUGUAAAUUUGGAUUUGUGUACAGCUGUCAAUCUUUUUUCUUUUCUUUUCUUUUUUUUUUUUUAAUGUUUCAAAGAACUGAAUGUAAACCGUGAAACACUCGUGGCAUAGUAUUUUAAUUUAAGGUAAAGACUAUUUUCUGUAAAAUCUCCUCCAUGAUUAGAGAUCUGUAACAUGAAAGAUUUCUAUUAGUGUUUUUUCCCCAGUAAUAUGAACUAUAUAUCGAUAACAAGGAGUUAUUCCUGAGCAGUUUUUUUUACGUAGUGGCAUCAGUUGGUGGCGACUAUUCAGUUCUCACCUAUUUACAUAGUUCACUCUCAUAAGUGUCAUGUAAUUUCUAUUUACCGUCUUCAUUAAAUGCCACAAGGUGGAACCACUUUAA